Messenger RNA from Suricata suricatta (meerkat), 3714 nucleotides. It is a transcript of the gene PCARE, whose product is annotated as photoreceptor cilium actin regulator. NCBI's taxonomy places the organism in Eukaryota, Metazoa, Chordata, Mammalia, Carnivora, Herpestidae. The record is from RefSeq and is a predicted model, not a curated record. Gene Ontology annotation, cellular component: photoreceptor outer segment; photoreceptor inner segment. The transcript has a single exon. Bases 1 to 3714 code for a protein of 1237 amino acids. Gene Ontology annotation, biological process: photoreceptor cell outer segment organization; protein localization to photoreceptor outer segment.
AUGGGGUGCACACCUUCGCACAAUGACAUUGUUAGUAGUGUCACCAAGAAUGGGAUCCAGUUUUUCAAAAAGCCCAAAGCAACUUUGCCGGGACCUCAGGAGGGUGGUGAAAGAUGCUCUAUCCCUCUGCUGCUCCCCACCUCCACCUGCUAUGACUCUGGGGGAGGCUUGUCCCAGGGACAGAGGCUGGCAGGAGAGCAGCCAAGGUCCAGGCAGACCCAAGUCCCAGCCGAAGGUCUUUAUCAGCUUACAAGAGAUCCCACUGCAGGCAAAGGGAAAGAUAUGGAAAGACUACCCCUCAAAGCCAAAACCUCCCUGUUCCACAUGGACAAAUCACAAAGCCACAUGGCUAAGGACAUUCUGUCUAAGACACAGAGCUCCCACGGGUCACAACGGAAGGCCGGGUCACUCUCUGGGGAAGAGAAUGAAGAAACUAAUACCCGGCAAAGGAAGCUGAGUUGCCACACGUGUGGCCAACAGAGCCAAUGCUGCCAAAACAGCAUUCCUGCCCAUGAGCCUGAAGGCAAAGUGGACUUCCCUGAGCCCCUGGUGAAAGCCCACCAGCACGCUUAUACCUACCUACACUCCUGCCUCUCCAAAUAUGAAGCAAUUCUGUGCAUCACACAUCAGGCCACCCAGACCCAAGAGCUGCUGCAGCCCAUGGUCAGCUUCCUGCUUCUGUGCUUUGAUGAGGUCAACCGGCUCUUGGGGGAGAUCUCCAUGGAUGGAGAAGUGCUCCUCCAAGAAGUUAGGGAGGACCUGGCUUGGCCGUUGAGGAAAGGAGAGCCCCAGGAGCAGCCAGACCUCCUGCAACAGCUUCUACAGCACACAGUCAGCAAGCUGCUGGCACUCAGGGGCACGGUGGCCUCAGUCACUGGCCACUUCCUGGAGAGCUCCAGCAGUUACUUCCAUGCCACUGUGAGCCACAUGGCAAAGAAGCUGAGCACAAAGAGGAGUGUGGAUGAGUGUCUCCUACAGGCUCUGGGGCAACUGGAGAGCUUGGCGAGUGGCCACAACGACCCAGGGCUGCAGGGUCUGCCUUUGUGCUCUGAGGACAGUGGCAUUGGUGCUGACAAUGAGUCUGUGCAGCUGGCCGACAAGCUGGGCAAGCAAGCCAGCUGGGACUCAGUGCCAGAGGCCGAAGAACCAGUGUUUCCAUCCACAGUGGAAGCCAGGCUCUCGGGACAUGCCUGGCAGCAAAGUCCUUUCCAGAUAGGUUCAGACCAACCGCAGGACUGCCCACUCUCGAGGUCUCCUAGGGCGAAGGUCCAGCCAGCGGUACAAAGUGGAGCCGGUGGCCCAGGCCCCUCCAGCACAGGCCCAGGAAAAGCUACCUCCAGCCCCCUGGGGAUGGCCAAAAGCACUCGGCAUGAUUCCCUUGGGAUUGGGAUCUCCAGGGCAGCACAUUUUUCUAAAGGCUCCAAGUUGAUGGACAUGCCUUCCCUCAGUGAAGGUGAGAACAGCAGCCCAGAUGAAGAGGAAGACCGAGUGAGCGGCAUGAGUCCCUGUGCAUGGCGGGAAAAUUCUUCCCAUCCAAGGCCAUGGUCUUCACCUGGCCUGUUUCAGCCACACCCCAGGAGACUUCGGAACCCCCAAGCCCAGGAAAUGAUUCUGAAGAUGAAGGAAGCAAUCAGCGAAAGGAUCAAGUUUGUCCCUGUGCCCUCGGGGCCCCAGGACUGGCCUGACGAGGAGGACAGGAGGACAGCGGUCCCGCCAAGACCUAGCACAGCCAGUGGCAGCAGGAGGGCCCUUGUGAGGCAGAGGAGGUGCCAGUCAGAGGGCUGUCUGAAGAGCCAUGCUGAAGACCCCACCCUCCAGGAGCUGCGCAGGGUCCAGAGAGACCUCAGCCAGAGGCUGCAGGCAUUUUACGCCCUGGGCACACACCAGCGGGGACAGAGCACCGAGCAGGUUCCGCAGCCCAGAGCAGUGGCUCUGAGGCCCGACCACUGCAGGGUCACCCCGAGCAACACCACCAGCAAGCUGAAGGCCUCCCUCACCAAGAACUUCAGCAUUUUGCCAAGUCAGGACAAGAGCAUCUGGCAGAAAUGCAGCCCCCGCCCUGAGAGUGCACAGCCCUGGGCGGGGCUGCCGGUGGCCAUUCCAUCAGGUGAGGAGGCCAGCGAGGCUCUGGGGGCCACAGACGGGAACAUCAGGGGCUGUCCCCCCAGAACAUCGGUCAAGAAACUCAUUGAAACAUUCAGUCCCCCUGAGGUUCUGAGGACACUGGGGGAUUCCAAGGACUCUGGGCCAAACCCGCGUCUCGGGAAGUGGGGGAUCCCCAUCAUGCCUCCCAGGUUUCCCAUUUACAGGGGGCUUGCCCCUUUGUAUCCAAAGCCACAAGUUUCUCCAGCAGCAAGCAGAGACCCCCUCAAGGUGGGCCCAGACUGGAGGCCCUUAGCUCCUAUUUUUCCCCCCGUGCUUACGGCAGAAGCAUCCAAGAGUGAGGACCUCAAUUCCAACUGUGAAACAGAGGAGGACCCCGAGUGUCUCCCUCCACCACCUCUGGAAAUCCUGAUGGACAAAUCCUUCACCUCUCUGGAGCCCCCAGAAAGCAGCCAGCCAGCAGGGAGCUCCUCCACCAAAGAGACCUGUGUGCCAGGGCGGGGAGGGGCUGACCCUGCCCGGAGAACAUGGGCUUCCCCAAAGCUAAGAGCCUCCAUGAGCCCCGCUGACCUGCUACCCAGCAGGAGCACGACCGCCCCCACCGGGCCCCACAGCACAGGGCCAGGGGGCAGAAAGAGCAGCUGCGGUACCAGAAAGCUCACCUUGCACCGUAACCACCCGCCAGCAACCAGCGGAAACCCACAGGUGGAGGGCAGUGGGGCGCCGAGUCAGGCACCUGCGGACGAGGCUGCCGGCCUGUGCGAGCAUCCCCAGAAGGCCAUCCCCUGGCACCACUCUAGCCACACAUCUGGGCAGAACAGGACCUUGGAACCCAGCCUGGCCAGGCCAGCACGAGGGCCAUCUUCUCCUGAGGCCCCCAGACCUAGCCAGGAGAGAAGUGCCCUGCUGGGCAGGAAGGCCCCUCCCUCAAGGGGAUACUGGACACCCCGCGCAGUCAGGAGGCAGUCCUCCCUUCACAGACCUGCCCAGCCAAGUGGCCCCUCUGUGCAUGGCUCCCCCAGCCCCCCUGUCAGCCCUCCAGUGAGCCCCAGGGUGCUAAGCCCCCCAACAAUGAAGAAAGGAGCUUCCCCCGCAACACGGCAGCACAAGCCGCCCAGCCCUGCCUCCGCGAGCCCACCCACACGGCACAAGGCCUCCAGCCCCCCCACCCAGCACACAGAAGCAAGCUCCCCUUCCUCUGGCACCUCCCCAUCCCCCCCAGUGUCCCCUGCUCUGGGGCAGGAAACAAGAGAUUCUGAGAACAGUCGGGCAGCCACAGUCAAAGCAUCUGGGAACACAUGUUCCAUAUUCUGCCCAGCCACCUCCUCUCUGUUUGAAGCUGCACCUCCUUCAACGACCCACCUGCUCACUCCGCCGUCGCUGCCACCCGAAGCCGGGGGCCCUCAUGGAACCCCCGUGGGAUGCUGGAGGGGCAGCUCAGGGCCACGGCCGAGGGCAGGAUCACAGCGGGGCAUGGCCAUGUGCGCCCUCAACCCUCAGCCUUUCAUCAGGAGGACAGCUUCUGACCACCGGCCAGGCAUCCACCUUCCGAUGCCUGUCCCCUGGGCCACCAGCGAAGCUUGUGAAUCCCUACUCAGCAGGAGCAGGUAA